CGCCACUUUUUUUUUUCUUUUUUUAUUAUAUCAACAAUGUCAUCGACUACACAAACAAAUCGUUUAACAAAAGAAGAAUAUCGAAGGCAGAAGGAUCUUGACGCAGCUCGUAAAGCGGGAACAGCACCAGCAGCUAUCGAUGAUGAAGGCAACGAAAUCAAUCCUCAUACACCUCAGUUUAUGUUAAAUGCUCCUUGGUAUGUGGACACUGGUAAAGUCUCUUUGAAGCAUCAACGUGCACCUGAAAAACGUAAAGGACCCAAGUUUGGUCCUGAUGAUAAUUAUUGGUAUGCAAGAGGAAAACGAGUGGGACCAGCAGCAACAAAAUAUCGAAAAGGUGCUUGUGAAAAUUGUGGAGCCAUUAGUCAUAAAACUCGAGAUUGUGUAGAACGACCUAGAAAGAAAGGGGCCAAAUGGACGGGCAAGAACAUUCAAGCUGAUGAAAUUAUACAAGAAGCUGAUUUGGAUUGGGAUGAAAAACGAGAUCGUUGGAAUGGCUAUGAUCCCAAGGAACAUGAUCAAGUAAUUGAAGAAUAUAACAAAGUGGAAGAAGCAAGACGAUCGGCCAAGGCAUCGGAACUGGAUAAGGAAGGUCCUACAACAACACAGGAAGCAAAGAAAUGGGCUAAACAGAACAAAACUGGACAAUUAUCGGAUGAUGAGGAUAAUGGAAAUGAGGAUGACGAUGAUGAUGACAAGUAUGCAGAUCAAGCAGAUAUGCCAGGACAACAUGUGAAUCAAAAGACAAGAACGACCAUUCGAAAUCUUCGUAUUCGUGAAGAUACAGCCAAAUAUUUACUCAACUUGGAUACCGAAUCUGCAUUUUAUGAUCCCAAAACUCGAUCAAUGCGUGACAAUCCUUUGAAAGAUAAACCGGAAGAUCAAGUCAGUUUUGCUGGUGACAACUUUACAAGAUACACAGGGGAUGCUCCUGAAAUGGCAAAAGUACAAAUGUUUGCUUGGCAAGCCGGUGAUCGUGGUAGUCAAGUUCAUUUACAAGCUAAUCCUACUCAAAUUGCUUUAUUACACAAAGAUUAUGAAGCCAAGAAGGAUAAAGUACGUGGAUCAACUCAAAAAGGCAUUUUGGAAAAAUAUGGUGGUGCAGAACAUUUGGAAUCUUUACCCAAGGAACUCUUAUUGGCACAAUCUGAAAACUAUGUGGAAUACUCAAGGACUGGUCGGGUCAUCAAAGGGCAAGAAAAAGCAAAAGCGAGAUCAAAAUAUGAAGAAGAUGUUUUUAUCAACAAUCAUCAUUCUGUAUGGGGAUCUUAUUGGUCAGAUGGUAAAUGGGGUUAUCAAUGUUGUCGUUCAUUCAUGAAAAAUUCAUAUUGCACUGGACAAGCUGGAAUUGAAGCACAACAAAGUUCAGCUCAACUUUUACAAUAGAUAUCAAUAUACUUCUGAUUAUAACCUUCAUUUUAUUUUUUGACAACCUUAUCAAUCAAUUUUUUUUUUUUAGUUUAGUUUAAUCUAGUCUAGUUGUAGUCAUAGGAUGUAUAUGUAGUUUGGAAUAAUGUCAAAAAUAAAUAUAUAUAUUUAUAUAUAGUGUA
Halteromyces radiatus is the source of this 1550-nucleotide messenger RNA. Its product is annotated as Pre-mRNA splicing Prp18-interacting factor-domain-containing protein. Gene Ontology annotation, molecular function: pre-mRNA 3'-splice site binding. Lineage: Eukaryota; Fungi; Mucoromycota; Mucoromycetes; Mucorales; Cunninghamellaceae. Bases 37 to 1386 code for a protein of 449 amino acids. Gene Ontology annotation, biological process: mRNA splicing, via spliceosome. The record is from RefSeq and is a predicted model, not a curated record. Gene Ontology annotation, cellular component: spliceosomal complex. The transcript is spliced from 3 exons.